Messenger RNA from Branchiostoma belcheri (Belcher's lancelet), 2158 nucleotides. RefSeq names its product tetratricopeptide repeat protein 28-like. NCBI's taxonomy places the organism in Eukaryota, Metazoa, Chordata, Leptocardii, Amphioxiformes, Branchiostomatidae. The coding region runs from base 32 to 1777 and encodes 581 amino acids. The record is from RefSeq and is a predicted model, not a curated record. The transcript is spliced from 2 exons. Gene Ontology annotation, molecular function: protein binding.
GGUCAGCUAUUACGAACAGUCACUGCAGGUGAUGCGGAGUGUCUAUGGCGAGGGCACUGACCAUUCUGAUAUUGUCGCUUCACUUAACAACUUGGGUACCGCCUGGAGCAACCUUGGGGAUUACAGGAAGGCGGUCAGCUAUCACGAACAGGCACUACAGAUGGAGCGGAGUAUAUAUGGCGAGGGUACUGAGCAUUCUGAUAUUGCCGACUCACUUAACAACUUGGGUAGUGCUUCGAGCAAGCUUGGGGAUUACAGGAAGGCGGUCAGCUAUUACGAACAGUCACUACAGAUGAGGCGGAGUAUCUAUGGCGAGGGUACUGAACAUUCUGAUAUUGCCGCCUCACUUAACAACUUGGGUACCGCCUGGAGCAACCUUCAGGAUUACAGAAAGGCGGUUAGCUAUCACGAACAGUCACUACAGAUUAAGCGGAGUAUAUAUGGCGAUGGCACUCAACAUUCUAGUAUUGCCAUCUCACUUAACAACUUGGGUAACGCCUGGAGUGACCUUAGGGAUUACAGGAAGGCGGUCAACUAUUACGAACAGUCACUAGAAAUGAGGCGGAGUAUAUAUGGCGAGGGUACUGAACAUUCUGAUAUUGCCGACUCACUUAACAACUUGGGUACCGCCUGGAGCAAGCUUGGGGAUUACAGCAAGUCGAUCAGCUAUCACGAACAGUCACUACAGAUGAGGCGGAGUAUCUAUGGUGAGGGGACUGAGCAUUCUGAUAUUGCCGCAUCACUAAACGACUUGGGUAACGCCUGGAGCAACCUUGGGGAUUACAGGAAGGCGGUCAGCUAUUACGAACAGUCACUACAGAUGAGGCGGAGUAUCCAUGGCGAUGGCACUGGACAUUCUGAUAUUGCCGACUCACUUAACAACUUGGGUAACGCCUGGAGAGACCUUGGGGAUUACAGGAAGGCGGUCAGCUAUCACGAACAGUCACUACAGAUGAAGCGAAGUAUCUAUGGUGAAGGCACUGAACAUUCUGAUAUUGCACACUCACUUAACAACCUGGGUAGCGCCUGGGACGACCUUGGAGAUUACAGGAAGGCGGUCAGCUAUCAUGAACAGUCACUACAGAUGAGGCGGAAUAUCUAUGGCGAAGGCACUGAACAUUCUGAUAUUGCACACUCACUUAACAACUUCGGUAACGCCUGGAGCAACCUUGGGGAUUACAGGAAGGCGGUCAGCUAUCACGAACAGUCACUACAGAUGAGGCGGAGUAUCUAUGGCGAGGGCACUGAACAUUCUGAUAUUGCCGACUCACUUAACAACUUGGGUAACGCCUGGAGCAACCUUGGAGAUUACAGGAAGGCGGUCAGCUAUCACGAACAGUCACUACAGAUGAGGCGGAGUAUCUAUGGCGAGGGCACUGAGCAUUCUGAUAUUGCCGAUUCACUUUACAAUUUGGGUAUCGUCUGGAAUCACCUUGGGGAUUACAGGAAGGCGGUUAGCUAUCACGAACAGUCUCUGCAGAUGAAGCGGGGUGUCUAUGGCGAGGGCACUGAACACUCUGAUAUUGCCGCCUCACUCAACAACCUGGGUACCGACUGGAGGAAGCUUGGGGAUUACAGGAAGGCGGUCAGCUAUUACGAACAGGCACUACAGAUGAGGCGGAGUAUCUAUGGUGAGGACAGUGCCCAUCCAGAUAUUGUCUGCUCACUCAGCAAGUUGUGCGUUGCCUGGAGAGACCUUGGCGAUUACAAAAAGGCCAUCGAAUAUUUACAUAAGAAGAAACAGAUUGAACAGAUGAUCGGAACCUCAGCUGAGUAAUCAGUACAAACAUGUCCCAUUCUUAGUAGCUGUGUAUGAACUCCUCUACCAAAGUUGAUGUACUUUUACUUAGCAACAUUUUGUAAAGAGAGCAGAUAAAGGGAGUAAGAUUACAGCGCAAUCAUAUUGGACUGUUGGGCACUAAUAGUACAAAUCAGUUAAAUGUAAUCUGUAACUUACGAAGAGAUCGACUCAUUUAGUUAAAAUUUUAACUUUAUUAGCAACAUCUUAUUACCCUGCCGAUGAGUCGAUUCUAUGACAGGAAUACAACGCAUGCGACAUGGGUAGCUUAGGUCUAACGAACAGUUAUGAAGUGAUGUGUUGCUCUCCAAGUAGAGGUUUGGGGUUUUGGGUUAUUUUGGCGUGUUUCUUUUUUUUUAA